UAGACUACAUCAAAAAUGGGAAGAACGGUGAAAAGGGCUGUUGUAAUCGGAAACGGAUUAGCAGGUGCCGAGAAUCAAUGUUUUGGAUUGAUUCGAGCUUUGGGCCUUUCUCAUUCUCCCACUCUCUAUCGUGUUCGUAGGCCGACAGAUGGGAUUCAUAAAUGGCUUAACUGGCUCCCUGUUUUUACAAACCAAAGACUAUCAAGGCAACUCUUUGACCCACGGUCCACUGUUUACGAUAAAUCAAAUAUCUUAGAAGCCGAUGCCGAACUAAUUGCAGCCAAUGCUACUGAGACUUUUGACAAGGAUGGUCCAUUAUUGGUUGUUGCAUCUGGUCGGGAUACUAUAUCUGUCACAAGUUCGAUUAAACGGUUAGCUCCAGAUCAUGUUUUCACUGUACAGAUACAACACCCGCGGUCUCAUCUGGAUAGGUUUGACUUGGUGAUUACUCCACGUCAUGAUUAUUAUCCACUGACACCCGAAGGGAAGAAACGUAUUCCUUGGUUUUUGCGUGGGUGGAUUACUCCUCGUCAACCUCCAGGAAGAAAUGUGGUCUUAACAUUGGGAGCCCUUCAUCAAGUUGAUUCAGCCGCACUACAACUUGCAACCUCAGCUUGGCAUCAUAAACUGGCAUCAUUGUGCAAACCCUUGCUUGUGGUCAACAUUGGAGGACCUAUCCGUCACUGCAGAUAUGGUGCGGACCUAUCCAGCCAGUUAGCAGCAUCAUUGCUGGAUGUGCUUCCAACUUGUGGAAGCGUCAGGAUUUCAUUUUCUAGACGAACCCCCAAACAGGUGUCCGAGGUAUUGGUAAGGGAAUUCCAUAACCAUCCUAAGGUUAAUAUAUGGGAUGGCAAAGAUCCAAAUCCACACAUGGGACAUCUAGCUUGGGCUGAUGCUUUUGUUAUAACUGCUGAUUCAGUGAGCAUGCUAAGUGAGGCUUGCAGUACUGGAAAGCCUGUUUAUGUAAUUGGAGCUGAGAGGUGUACAUGGAAGUUUGCAUACUUCCACAAAUGUUUAAUUGAAAGAGGGAUGGUGCGACCCUUCACUGGUAAAGAAAAUAUUACGGAAGCAUGGACCUAUCCUCCACUACAAGACACAAUGGAGGCAGCUGAACAUGUGAUUCAAGCACUUACAGAAUGUGGCUGGGAAUUGCAUCGAUAAUGACUCAAUUGUUCAGCCCGUUUUAGAUGAGAACUGAUGUGGGUUUUAUUUUUUCCUGCAUCAAAUUCAAGAUUUUGUAUCAAUCGAGAACACUGUUAACAGCCUGUUGUAUGGAUCUCUCAACAAUUGAAAAGGAAAAGAUAUAUAAAAUGAAAAUCUUGAUAAUGGUAACUUUUGUGUUACUAUCAAUAUGGAAGUGUUACAUCUUAUCCGGGAUCAAUCGAUUAUCGAAGUUUCUUAAACAUCUCGGUAAUACCCAAGUUGCCAGUAUCAUAUUUGAUAGGAAUGGAUUCUACUACUUCAGGAUUCAUGCGUGUCUCCAUAUUUCUUAAUUUUCUUAGCUAGUCUAGUUUUUCUUGGUGUAGUCCGUAUACCAAAACCAAAUUACCAAUUGGUUCAUCUUGUCGAUGCAUUUGUUUUAGAUACUCCCUUACUGCUUUUAUGUAUGUAUAUUAGGCAUUCUUUAAUUUAUUAACGAAGAGGUUUCUUAUUUA
Molecule: messenger RNA, 1655 nt
Organism: Erigeron canadensis
Lineage: Eukaryota; Viridiplantae; Streptophyta; Magnoliopsida; Asterales; Asteraceae
Product: mitochondrial fission protein ELM1-like
Exons: 11
Coding region: 16-1161 (381 amino acids)
Biological process (GO): mitochondrial fission
Cellular component (GO): mitochondrial outer membrane
Source: RefSeq, a predicted model, not a curated record